Molecule: messenger RNA, 1176 nt
Organism: Symbiodinium natans
Lineage: Eukaryota; Dinophyceae; Suessiales; Symbiodiniaceae
Source: the annotation of a GenBank genome assembly
AUGCAUCAGCCACAGAGCCAUGCCUCUGCGGCCCUGGCGCCUUGGAGUUGGGGCCUCCAGCAAAUUCUGGACAGGAGAUGUCAGGACCGAAAUUCCGGACGGCACAGGCUUCGGCGACAGCAUGUGCAGUUCAGAAGGGCUUUGCCCUCACGAGCACGGGUGAGGCUAGCCGUGAGCCAGCAAGACGUUGGUGUUCUUUCGACUGGGUUUCCGUACCAGCAGCUGAACCUACCAGCCUCUGAUGGGAUGGGUGACGAGCAGGUAAGCCUGGCAGCUGGAACUGGUCUGGUAGCAAUCGCAGGUUUUCUAAUUUUGCGAGCGCUGCGACAACGGCGAAAGCAGGAGGAGUUUAUGGCAAGAACUGCAGAUGAUGUCCACGGUGUGCUGGCAUUGUCCUCGCGGGAUGGGGACUUCCUGCAGAAUCAGGUGCAGUCAAGCCCAUCCACGGCAUCGGAGAGGUUCGACUAUGAGACGUUGGAGUCCGGUAGCUACCAACAUGAACACACCUUCAAGGACUGGAUGACCCUCGAGUCCAUGGCAGCUAGUGCCAGCAUGGGUGCAUCCUUCUCAAAUCCACAGUUCUGCAGGGUGGCGCACCAACUACUGACGCGGGACGGUUUGGUGGUGCUGAGCUUGCAGACCGUGAAAGACUUUGCGACGCGUGGUAGUGAUGGGUUUCAGGACAUGUUGGAGAUGGUGUUCCAGGGUACCGCGGUGAUCCUCCCGCUUGAAGACAACCAUGUGAAGCGCAGCAACACCAGAAUCUCAACCUUCCACUUGGACGAGGUCCCUGGGAAGAGCGUGAACGAGGCGAAGCAUUUGCUUGUGAACGUGUGGUUCCCUUGCCCAGACUGCGCCAUCGGCCGGAAGCGCCUCGCAAUUGGCAGAGGGAGAGCCUUCCGUGCCAUCGAGGCCGCCGAGAAGUUGAAAGUCUAUGGCCCUGGUCCUCGAAUCCCGCGAUCGCAGCCCACGGUGAACUACUGUCUUUCGCCGGAAGGUGCUGAGAAGCUUGCUGCAGCGGGAGACCUGGCAUUCACGCCGGGAGACUCAUUGGUGGUCUUUUUAUCCGGCACGACCUCCAGCCUUCCGGUGCCGAUCUGCCCGCACGCUGGAGCACUACCCGGUUCAAGCCAGGAGUUCAGGUACUACGUCUACGCAAGAAACAAUGCGAGCUGA